Messenger RNA from Fonsecaea multimorphosa CBS 102226, 342 nucleotides. RefSeq lists its product as uncharacterized. The record is from RefSeq and is a predicted model, not a curated record. NCBI's taxonomy places the organism in Eukaryota, Fungi, Ascomycota, Eurotiomycetes, Chaetothyriales, Herpotrichiellaceae. The coding region runs from base 1 to 342 and encodes 113 amino acids. The transcript is spliced from 3 exons.
AUGACGCCCAACAUCGCGAAAGGUCAAACCGACACCUCCAAGUUCACAGGACAAGGGCCCGAGUCCAAGGAAGCACAUCCACACAAUAACCCUGUCAUGGAGUAUAAUCCUGCUCCAGGUGCCAAGGCCGGAACACUGACAACGCAAUUCCGCUCACUACAGGCUCCGAUGUUGAGCUCCGAUGGCUCAGUCGGGAAGCAGUUCACGGCAGAUGGUGCUAUUGGUGGCACAGCUCAAAAGAUUGGAGGUCCCUUGGACCAAAAUGGAAUGAUCGGAGGAAUGUUCAAAGAGGACGGCGCGAUUGGCGGGACAGUGAACAAGAUGGCUGGUGGGAAAUCAUAA